GUCACUGGUAUUUCCUUUGCUAUAUAUUUAUCAACAAACUAGAUAAACCUACUUUAUAAAGUUGAGAACGUCUGACUUUUGUUACAGUCAAUAUUGAACAAUGUUACUGACCGAUAUCAUCCUAUUUUCGAUAGUGACUGUUGUCACAUCACGGACCCUGUCCACCACCCCCACGCCGUAUCACUGUUGCUGGAGCCCAGUAAAAGUCAACAAGUUCCGUAUGAUUGGCGGAAAAGUUGACCCGAAAACAUCGAUCCCAGAGGCGGUCGAGUAUUCUGGAAUAAAUUACCGAGACCAUAACAUUAAAAAGGCAAUCAUGUUCCGGGAUGUUCCCCAGCCGGACGGGUCGGUCAGGAAGGAGAUAGAGUAUUCAGACUACAAUACGAUGAAAUGGUACGUGAUCAGCGAAGGAGUCUGUACAGAACAUAUUAUCAAGUAUCCCAUGCCCGAUCAUUGUGUUCCACCCAAUGCAACCUACACCGGAGACACAGUCUUGGGGGAGGAGGGAUAUCCUCAGGUGCGCCUUCAUAAUUAUAAUCUGGACUGGAUUGACUUCCGAGGAUACAAUAUCCGGAUCUCAACGGAUGCACGUACAUGUGACACGAUGACGGAAACAGACUAUGGCGACAUUGAUGGAGCGAAAGCUGUGUACACGUACUUCUUUUCUGAUCACGUGUCACACAUUGACGAUUACAGCAUCUUCGAUAUCCCCGUUCCAUGCCGCCAUUUUGUGUCCGGAAGUAAGAAUUCACAGAAUGUUUUGUUUAUGUAUAAGUUAUAGCUAACUGUAUAUCAUUUUCAUGAACAAGUAUCACAUUAUAAUUAUGAACAUCAGAGAUAUCAACUGCAAGUUCAAACAUUAGCUGCUUAUUCCAUAAUGAAAUUUUAAGAUGCCACAAGUUCUGAUAGCUUCUGAAACAAAAACUGUGGUCGAUCUUUUUAUUUACAGAUCCAUGAACGCAAGAAGUUACCAACCAGAAAAAAAUGUAACAAAUAUAUACAGUACCUAAUAAGACUUGACGGCAUACAUUC
Messenger RNA from Ostrea edulis (European flat oyster), 1032 nucleotides. RefSeq lists its product as uncharacterized. Gene Ontology annotation, biological process: cell-matrix adhesion. Gene Ontology annotation, cellular component: extracellular region; lysosome. The record is from RefSeq and is a predicted model, not a curated record. The transcript has 5 exons. Lineage: Eukaryota; Metazoa; Mollusca; Bivalvia; Ostreida; Ostreidae. Gene Ontology annotation, molecular function: calcium ion binding. The coding region runs from base 101 to 781 and encodes 226 amino acids.